AACUUGAGUUGUGGUGGUGAGGCCACUACUUUCCGCAUAGUUUUACUCCCCUUCUGACAUAGUUGUGACGGACAUUGGUUGGUAUAAAAAUCUGGGUGGGCCAUGGCUCUCCGUAUCGCAACACUCCUCUUUGCCCUGCACUGUCUGUUGCCGACUUCGUGUGCGGCGUAUAGAUGUAAGCGUGUCUCUGGUGCCCUGGUGCAGAUUGAUGUAAGUGUUGGACAAGUGUUCGGGGUCAACAAACACGACUGCAUCUUCACAAGGUAUGGAUCGUCAUGGACACAGUUGCCAGGCAAACUGAAGCAUGUCACCGUGGGACCUGCAGGAGUCUGGGGAGCCAACAGAGCGAAUCACAUCUUUAAACUAGUUGGGGCUAACUGGGUGAAUGUACCUGGUCUCUUGAAGCAGAUUGAUGCUGGUGGAGACCAGUUUGUGGCAGGAGCCAAUCAUGGAGAUGCCAUCUUCUGUCUUCCAAAGAAGAACACAGUUGGCUACAGUAAAAGAAACAGUGCUUUGAACUGGCGCAAUAUCCCUGGCAGACUGAAGUACUACAGCUGUGGUCCUUACAGCUGCUGGGGUGUUAACAGUAAUGAUUACAUCUUUGUGAGGAAGGGGGUGAGCUCCUUUAAUUGUGAGGGGGAAGGUACCUGGCAGGGGGUUCCAGGUCGCCUGUCUAUGAUCGAGGUGGGAAGUGACGGGUCUGUCUAUGGAGUGAAUUCUGUAGGAGACGUGUACCGCAGGGAUUCCACGUCUACCUGUAAACCUGAAGGUACCGGCUGGACCCGCAUUCCUCUCUACAGCAGACAGGUGAAACAUGUGUCUUAUGAUCUGGGCCAUCUCUGGCUCAUCCUGAAGAAUGAUGCCAUCUACGACUGCGCUGAGCACUGAGCACUGCUCUAACACAGAGGCAGCCCUGCUGGAAAAACCCUGCAGCUCAAUUACUUAAUCAUUACGCACCCUUUAAUAAUUUUUUGAUCUUCCAACACAUCCUUAAUUAGAACAGUCAUAAUCAUGCUAUGCUUCUGUUCUGUUAUCCGGUUCCAGUUUGGUUCAUAUGGAUAAACACACCUAUUUUGCAGAUUUUAACCAACAGUAUCCAGAGACUUCAAAUAUCCUGAAGUGAUCCUGACAUUUGGUUGUACUUUCCAGAACUGUUAGUUGAAAAAAUAAUUAUAAUGAUUUAUAUCUAUCUUCUUGUGACUUUGGUGAUCAUUAAAGCUUACUG
Molecule: messenger RNA, 1225 nt
Organism: Hypomesus transpacificus
Lineage: Eukaryota; Metazoa; Chordata; Actinopteri; Osmeriformes; Osmeridae
Product: fish-egg lectin-like
Exons: 5
Coding region: 103-888 (261 amino acids)
Source: RefSeq, a predicted model, not a curated record